Messenger RNA from Neodiprion virginianus, 1308 nucleotides. RefSeq lists its product as uncharacterized. The record is from RefSeq and is a predicted model, not a curated record. The transcript has 5 exons. NCBI's taxonomy places the organism in Eukaryota, Metazoa, Arthropoda, Insecta, Hymenoptera, Diprionidae. Bases 39 to 878 code for a protein of 279 amino acids.
AUGAAACUGUGGAUAGCCAGAAAGAAAAACAAAAACGGAUGCAACAAAUGGCUGAAACUGGGGAAAUUGAUAUGCGACUCGUGAUACAAUUCAUGAUUAAGACAUAUCCCUCGCAACGUGCUUCCAUCGCCCAAGGUCUCAACAUGGAGGAUAUCAUCAAACUCUGGCCGUUUAUUGGCUAUUUCGCCGUUUUGAAACAACAUUUCUUUACUCUUAUCCCAGAGAUUGAACAGGUGAAGGUUGGAGAUAACUUGAACGAAAUCGUUUCAAAAAUGUUGCAAUUUUUGAGGGCAGACAGUAGCAAAACAAGGAAGGGCAAAUUGGGUAUUGCUACAAACAAUAUACUCGAAAUUCUGAAGCGCUUUGAUAAGCAGCAGCCUACUACAGAUUUGCAACGAAUUGCUAUGACUAUGUGUCUUGGUGAAAGGAUGCAGCAAGACAUGACCAAGAUUUUUAUUUUCUUCGAGGAAACUACUAGCUUUGAUGAAAUCCAGGCUUCGUCGAAAUUGCCUGAUAGCGGAAAGCCUAUAGUAGCCGUCCUUGGAUCUGAUCUGAUGAACAACCCGAAGUGCUAUGUCGUCGUCGAAAAGAGAUGUAUCAGCCCUGAAAAGAUCUCCCCAUUCAAAGCUCUCAUGCUGACUUUCAUGGCUUACUUUGUAUUCAAAAUCACCUACCCACAAGAAGUUGGUGGCCUGCUUGAAUUCUUCCAAAGGGCUAUCUACGACAUCAAGGGAGAUGAAACUACAAAGAGUAGUAGCAGGGUGGAAAGAAGAAAGUCAGCAAAAGGAGUGUUGUUCAAAAAUCCACCAAUGAUUUCUCCACAAUUCAAAACGUUAAUGCGGGAUUUUGAUAAUUAUCGGAGCUUGUGGGGUAUUUAGAUUAUAGGGUAUUUUGAGCAUAUAAAUGUAUAUACUCAACAACUACCAAAUAAAUAUAGCAUUCAUAUAGUUUACGUCCUAGGUUAAGCAUGUAAAUCUGUACCUAAACACUACCGAAGAAAAAUAUCAUAAGUUUGAAAUAAAUGUAUCAUUUGCUAUCACUAAUUCAUUUCUAAUGCCAUAAAUUUGUUGAUGCGGGUAGUUCAAAUCACCUAUCACGCAGAUUGAAUUUACCUACACGGGUUGUAAAAUCCACUCUGUUCACCUCGGAGUUAUUUUUACCCUUCAACGAGGAUAAUCUUGAUUUAUGUCCCCACAUACUACGUAAAUUUAUCGACCCAAAAAAAAAAUAAAACUACAUACCCAUGGGUAGGCAUAUUUCUCUACCCAGACUAGGUAACAAGGCGUUGCACCACCCACACGGGUAAAU